UUUUCAAUGGACGUAUUCUAUUUUAUAAACCAUUUACAUGUUUUCAAUCCUUGAUCUAAUAUAAAAUUUGUUAGAAAUGAAGUGCAUAUGGACAGUGUUGCUUCGUCCGUGACUAGCUUCAUCUCAGUGGCAGUUUGUUUAUGUAUUGGAAGACAACAGAUUGGUGCAGGCCGGCGGCAUCCGCGAACACAGAAAUGAUUCUUCCUACGUUUCAGUGAGAGCGGUGCGCGUGAAUGUAAUCGCAGAAGUUGCGGGCGCAAGUAGUGUGUUACGCUGGCGUUUACAGAGAACUUUAUCAAAAUUAGCUUUACGAUGAAGUGAAUUUCUGAUCGCGAAGUGUUAAUUAUUUUCUAUCGAACUUAAAAUUACGUUCAGACAUUAAGAAAAAAAUUAAUUAGGCAGUGGGUUUAAAACACAGGAUUGAAAAUAAUUUGGUUGUGAUAAAUAUAAGGGCUUCCAAUUUACACCUUAAUGUUUCUACGACAUGAGCAAACGUUUUCUUGACGCUUUUCGUUUUAAAAGUGUUGUUACAUUUUUUUUGUACGUGCUUUGUACGAUGAAGUGAGAAGCAAGCGAUGACUGCGAAGGAAGUGGAACUGACAGGUGGCGUACCCUGGGGAUUUCGCAUGCAUGGCGGAACUGACCAGAACCAGCCGCUUAGAAUAUCACGGGUAAAUCCAGGACGGAAGGCAUCUUUGAGCGGUAUCCGUGAAGGCGAUGUCAUUUCGUCCAUAAACGGGCGGUCUACCAGGAGCAUGAGUAAUGCUGAAGCUCACGCCAUGCUGCGAACAGCUGGUCCAGUCCUAAGACUUGGCCUAAACGAAGACAGAGAGAUAUCGCCGCGAAGGAGAUCUAUCGGCAAAGGAACGGAUUUAAAACGACCAUCGCAGUUGAUUGCUGAAGUACAGUGUGGAAGAGCGACGCCUCAAGCACCGGUUUAUGCAACGAUAAGAUCAUCUGAAUCACCGAUUAAACGUCCGUCUCCAUCAGGCAUUCGUUCUUCAUUAAGUUCCUUGCCUGGCGAAUUUCAUUCGACACCCCUUGUGAAAUCGCCAACAAAUUCCGAUAAUACUAUUGGAUUUCACCCGACAAAUCCAUUUUAUACUACUCUCCCUUCAAAUUAUUUGAGUACUUCCAGAUUACCUGUGCCGAAUGGUAAAGCUAAUACUUUAAAUUUAGAUAGAGAUAAACCUAAACAGUCGUCGCCAUUCCACGAUUGUGGUGGAGAUAUACAAUCUACCACGAAUCAUGAGCGAAUACUACAGUCUGGUUCCAGCGGUCUUCCAUAUUAUAAUCACAAUAAUGUGAAUAAAAUCAACGGCUACGAAAGUCCAACAUCAAAAUUUGUUAACAAAACGGACUUUGGUCAUUUUGCUAAUAGCUAUAAAGAAUUUAAUGAGCAAACAGACCAAAGUCUACCGGAUGAGUCUAAAAAUCCAUUUGCAACAAAAAGAAACAGCGAUCCUUUUGAAAAGUAUUUACGUCCAGAACAUAAUACUAAUGGAAAAACUGAUGCCAACAUUAAAACAAUACCGAUUUCGAUGAGCGAUAACAAUUUUCAAACUAAAGAAGAAAUAACGCAACGUUCAACUGUAACUGAACAUAAGAUAAAUGAAAUCGAAGAAAUUAAGACAAUCAAGAAGAUAGUUCUGAACGAAUACGAUAGAAUGCGUGAUACCAGACAAGACGAUUGUUCUAAAAUUAUUCGCGAUAGAAAUAAUCAUUCUGAUAAAUCUUCAAGAGUAAGACGCAAUGAAGAUUUUCGUCAAGAAUCACCAAGUAAAGAACAUCCUAUAUUACCAAGGAAUGGAUGUCAUAAUCCACAAAAUGAAGAGAAUAAUAAAAGGAGCUGGAGUUCCUUAUCUAGUACGUACGAUCAGUACAAAUCCGAGUAUGAAAACUUCACGAGCACUUCAGUUACGGGCUUUGUUCCUGAACAAUUCAGGUGCGAUUACACGAUAUGUACAUAUCAAUGCAUUCAACCCUCCAAGGCAAUGUGGAACAGCAAAAGGGGUGGAUCGUUAUACUGGCUUAUAGUACCGAUACGACACGAAUUUAUACCGAUUACUUUCGUCCUCACGUUUCCCAUGUGCAAGCUUAACAAAAUGCUCUACGUGCUACCUGAUAUAUUACGUACAAUGUGCCUACGCUAA
This is a messenger RNA of Bombyx mandarina (wild silkworm), 2153 nucleotides long. RefSeq names its product Cbl-associated protein (gene CAP). The record is from RefSeq and is a predicted model, not a curated record. Gene Ontology annotation, molecular function: protein binding. Lineage: Eukaryota; Metazoa; Arthropoda; Insecta; Lepidoptera; Bombycidae.